This is a messenger RNA of Carassius gibelio (silver crucian carp), 1088 nucleotides long. RefSeq names its product histone H1-like. Lineage: Eukaryota; Metazoa; Chordata; Actinopteri; Cypriniformes; Cyprinidae. Gene Ontology annotation, cellular component: nucleosome. Gene Ontology annotation, molecular function: DNA binding; structural constituent of chromatin. The record is from RefSeq and is a predicted model, not a curated record. Gene Ontology annotation, biological process: nucleosome assembly. The coding region runs from base 61 to 681 and encodes 206 amino acids. The transcript has a single exon.
GCUGCUCGAGCGACACUCAUUGAACUCAGUGUUUGAAAGACUGUGAUUCCGCUCCGAGAAAUGGCAGAAACCGCUCCAGCAGCCGCCGCUCCGCCGGCCAAAGCGCCCAAGAAGAAGUCCGCCGCCAAAGCCAAGAAAGCAGGUCCCGGCGUCAGUGAGCUGAUCCUCAAAGCCGUGUCCGCGUCCAAGGAGAGGAGCGGAGUGUCCCUCGCCGCCCUGAAGAAAGCUCUCGCCGCCGGCGGAUACGACGUGGAGAAGAACAACUCCCGCGUCAAGCUCGCCCUCAAGAGCCUGGUGACUAAAGGCGCCCUGCUGCAGGUCAAAGGGACCGGCGCCUCCGGCUCCUUCAAGAUCAGCAAGAAGCAGACCGAGACCAAGAAGAAAGCGGCUCCUAAAGCCAAGAAGCCCGCGGCCAAGAAACCCGCUGUUGCCAAGAAGCCCAAGAGCGCAGCUGCAAAGAAGCCCGCCGCUAAGAAAUCCCCCAAGAAGGCCAAGAAACCCGCCGCCGCUAAGAAGGCCACAAAGAGCCCCAAGAAGGCGACGAAGAGCCCCAAGAAAGCGAAGAAGCCCGCGGCGCCCAAAAAAGCAGCCAAGAGCCCCAAAAAGGCCAAGACCGCCAAACCCAAGACGGCAAAGCCUAAAGCUGCCAAGCCUAAAAAGGCAGCUCCCAAGAAGAAAUAAAUCUCUUCUGUUUUCUUCCCCAACGGCUCUUUUCAGAGCCACCCACAAACUCUGAAGAAAGAGCAAAAAGAAAGGCCUGCACUAGCCUUUCAAAAAAUUGUGUAUACUUGUCUGUUUUUUUAAUACUUAUUUUACAAUAUAACAAUACCAAUAGGCCCUUUUAACACUAGCUGGCUCUGAUUAUUAUUAUUUUUUUUCUUAGCGUUAAAAUAAAAAUGUAAAAUAAAUAAAUUACCUUUCUAUAUGUACUGUGUUAAGAUAACUGAGACGUAUGUCAUUCCUCUUUUGAUGAUUUUGAUUGCUUCCAUUCUCUUCUUUUGUAAGUCAAAUUGGAUAAAAGCAUCUGCUAAAUGCAAAUGUAAGUAAUUAUUAUAAGACUGCAUCUGAGUCUACAUGACUGGAAAUGU